AAACAGCAAAAGUUGAAGAAGAAGGAAGAGGGAACAAUAGACGAGGGGAUCUGGGACCACAUGCAGAGAUGCACCACACCAAGGAGCAGGAAGAUCAUCACUCUUGGAAAGGCUCUGAUUACCAGAAAAAUAUAGAGAUCAUAUACAAGAAGAAUACCAAGUAAUAGAAGACAGAAAUGCUCGCCUGGGUGAAUAUGUGAGUCUAGACAAGAUACACAGAACUGCUUAUUGUAAAGGAACAUCGGCGGCGGGAGGAGAAAGAACAUGAAAUAAUCACCAGAGGAAGGAGACACACAGAGUUGAUGGCUCACCAGACCAGUCUCACUAAGAUUAGUGUUUUAUUUGACCCUGGUAGAAAUCAACAAAGCCCAAGAACUGUGGUGUUGCAGGGAGCUGCUGGAAUUGGAAAAACAAUGACAGCAAGAAAGAUCAUGUUGGACUGGGCAGCUGGAAACUCUAUCAGAAAAAGUUUGAUUAUGUUUUUGAUAUAAAUUGCAGAAAAAUAAAUCUUGUUACUGAACUGAAAAGUGUUGCUGAUUUGGUUUUAGACAAUUGUCCUAACAGAAAAGGACCAAUUUAAAGAAUUUUUUGAGAAACCAGAAAGACUCCUGUUCAUAAUAGAUGGUUUUGAUGAAUUGACUUCCUUGCUAGAUAUUGAUGAAGUUGGUCUGUGCACUGACCCAUUUGAAAAGAAGCCAGUGAAAACUGUACUGUGCAGUUUACUGAGAAAGAAAGUUCUUCAAAAAUCCUUCUUACUGAUCACUACAAGACCAGCUGCUCUGGAGAAACUACAGCAGAAUUUGAAAUUUCCAUGUUAUGCAGAGAUCAUGGGAUUUUCUGGAGAAGAGAGGAAAGAAUAUUUUCAUAAAUUCUUUUGUGAUGAAAAGAAAGCAACACAAGCCUUUAAUUUUGUCAAAGAAAAUGAAAUGCUCUUCACCAUGUGCUUUGUCCCCAUUGUGUGUUGGAUCAUCUGCACGGUUAUGAAGCAACAGAUGGAAAGAGGGGAAGAUCUUGCACAAACUUCAAAAACAACCACAUCGGUAUAUUUGCUCUUUCUGUCCAUUCUGCUAACUGAUCAUUUUGCUGACUCAAUGCAACGGUCUCAAACUACCCUGCGGUAGCUUUGCUCAUUGGCUGCAGAUGGAAUUUUAGAACAGAAAAUACUGUUUGAAGAAGGUGACCUGAAGAAACACAAUUUAUCCUUGAGUAAGAUUCAGUCUCUCUUUCUGAAUAAAAAAUAUUUUUCAAAAAGAUACAGAAUGUGAAAGUGUCUACAGCUUCAUUCACUUGAGUUUCCAAGUUUUUUUUGCAGCUCUGUUUUAUAUGCUGGAAGAAAAUGAAGAGAAAACAAAAUCUCUCUUCUAAGAAAGAUGCGAACAAUUUGCUAAAAAUUUAUGGACCAUCUAAAAAUAAUUAUUUGAUGGCAACAGUACAUUUCUUGUUUGGUCUCUUAAAUAAAGAGACUAAAUGACAUGGAGAAAAAAUUACAUUGUAAAACAUCAUCUGCAAUAAAGCUAGAUUUAUUGAAGUGGUUUGAAGCAGAGGCUAAAAAAAUCUCCUCUAUGCCCUAUAAGACCUAUGAGGAACUGCGUGACCAGCUUGAGUUGUUUCACUGUUUGUAUGAGAGUCAGGAAGAAGAGUUUGCAAAAAGCACAAUGGAUAAUUUCCAAGAAAUUAGACUGGAACACAUCAGGCUUACAACAAUGGAUGAAAUUGCUCUUUCAUUCUGUGUAAAGCAUUGUUGUAGUAAGCAGUCACUUUACCUAUGUAAUUGUACACUUGGGAUUGGAGAACAAGAAGAAGGAUGGAUAGCAAAGCAACGGAAAUGGUUAUUUCCUCUGAACCCACUGAUGAAAGAUCCGAGAACUUCAACUGCCUACGCAUUGUUGCAAGAACUCAAUCAUCCAAACUGUAAACUAAAGACAAUAUCCUUGUCCAGCUGCAAACUCUCAUCUGUUUUCCCUGAGGACCUCUCUCCUAAGAUCCUCUUUAGAAACUGGCCCCUGGAAAAGCUGGAUCUGAGUGCCAAUACACUGGGAGACUUAGGACUGAAACAUCUGUGUGAGGGACUGAAACAUCCACAUUGUAAACUGCAGAUAUUGCUGUUGUGGCAGUGCCAUCUCACAGCUGCUUCCUGUGGGGAUCUCUCUGCUGCCCUCAAUACAAACCAGUCCCUGACUAAGCUGGAGCUGAGUGGGAAUGAACUGGGAGAUUCAGGAAUUAAACUUCUGUGUCAAGGACUGAAACAUCCCAACUGUAAACUGCAGAAAUUAGUGGUUUGGCAUUGCCAUCUGACUGAUGCUUGCUGUGGAGAUCUCUCUUCUCUGUUCAGCACUAACCGGUCCCUGAGAGAGUUGAACCUGAGUGGUGGUAAUAACCUGAGUUAUUCAGGACUGAAGCUUCUGUGUGAAGGACUGAAACAUCCAAACUGCAAGUUAGAGAAGCUCGAUUUGUCAGAAAUCCACAUAGAUGAAAAAACAACCAAAGAAUUGGAAGUUUUGCAGAAGAUAAAACCUGGUUUGUCGAUUGUGCAUAAUGCAGCAUCCAGGCAUCAGAACCCAGGUCUCUGCUCCUUUUGAAAGACAGAAAUGAAUCCUUCAGGCACUUGGGCAGGCUGCAGAUCUGCACAUUUCUGAAUCUCAAAGCAGUCACCUCACUGUACAAGUUCAUUGUAUUAUGGCAGUAAUAUAGCUAGCUCAGAUUUCUUUCAGCUGCAUACAUAUUAGGAAAUCUCCCUAUUCAUGGAGUAGCUUAAAAUUCACUUUAGCUGUUGAAUUAAUUCUAAAGUUCCCACAGAAAUAUUAAUGCAGAAUAAUAAUUAAUAAAUACUUAAUAAUUAAUAAUAUGCUUAUAACUUGCCACUCCAAGUAGAAUUUCCCAAACACUUCAAUUUAAACACACUGGAUUAGAUAGAACAAUAAAAUAAGAUUUUAAAUAAGUACGAGUAAUGAAGCAUAAAAGUCAGAAAUGGUUACAAGAAAAAUAGAGAUAAAAUGUUUACUUAUGCCUUACUUAAGAAGCUACAUUAGAUUUCAAAGUCAUUCUCUCACCACAUGCUUCAAGCAGUCACUGACCAAACACUGCUUAGGUCUAGGACCCCUUCUCCCAACGAAUCCAACAAAUGCUCCUUUGGCUUGUCGCUUUCAGGGUGUGGUGAAUGUGUGGGCAGGGAGAGGUGGUGGAGUUGCCUUGGGUGUUUUGUGUCCUCGCACUUUUUAUAAUAUCAGUCUCUCUCUUGGAAAAUAUUUCCAGCUGAGUUCCUGGAGACAAAAAGUCUGACGAGAUCUUAUGUUUUGUCCUGCAACUUGGUGAAAUGUACUGUAAUACUGGCAAAUAUGUAAUAAACAUUUAGAAAAAUA
This is a messenger RNA of Dermochelys coriacea (leatherback sea turtle), 3359 nucleotides long. Its product is annotated as NACHT, LRR and PYD domains-containing protein 3-like. NCBI's taxonomy places the organism in Eukaryota, Metazoa, Chordata, Testudines, Dermochelyidae. The record is from RefSeq and is a predicted model, not a curated record. The transcript is spliced from 8 exons. The coding region runs from base 1473 to 2579 and encodes 368 amino acids. Gene Ontology annotation, cellular component: cytoplasm. Gene Ontology annotation, molecular function: protein binding.